AUGAGCAAGCUAAUCAAUACUAACGACAAUGAGUUCAUCGGUGUGAGUAUACAGUAUCGCCUUGGUGCUUUUGGUUUCCUCGCUGGGGACGAGGUUUUCCGCCACGGCGUAGUCAAUGCGGGCCUUCUUGACCAACAAUUCGCUCUUCAAUGGAUACAGCGGCGCAUUUAUUGCUUUGGUGGAGAUCCAAGGAGAGUCACGAUAUGGGGCGUAUCGGCCGGAGGCAGCUCUGUCAUGUUGCAUAACAUCGCUUAUGGAGGUACUCUGGGCACUUCGCUUUUCAGUAACUCUACCUCGUCCUCGCCAUAUCUACCACAGCAGUAUAGCUACACAGACUGGGUCCCAUCACAAUCUUACUAUGCCUUUACCGCGCGUGCUGGAUGCUUCACUCCCUGGGGGGUAUGGCAACAGUUCUCGAACCAUCUUUCAGUGUCUUGUUUCGAAAGAUACAACAGAUUUGCAGGAAGCUUCAGCAGUGGUCUCCAAGUCAGGAAGAUACGCAACGCCGCCGAGGAAGGUUUCAGCUUUGUGCCUCAGAACAUCCGCACAGAAGCUGACCUUCACGCCUGGAUCUUUCUCGUCUUCCCGCUAUUCGCGAGUGAGGACGUUGCGAAGCUACUCUAUCACUAUCCAUCUUCAAGUCCCAUCUUCCCGAAUCUCGCAACAUCGGGUACCCGCUGUCCUACAGCUCUCGACACUAGUGCUACAGCAUCCGGCCUUCAGCAAACAGCAAAUCUCAUCUACAGCGAGUCGACAUUCAUAUGCCCGAGCUAUUGGCUAGCAAAAGCGUACAGCUCAUAUCGUGCUGGCGGCUAUAAGUUUCAGACGUCAACACCUAUUGCGUUGCACGGCCUCGAUGAUCUAGCGGUGUUCGGUAACAGAGAGCUGCUUUCUCAAGGUCGUGACUACCUCCAUGCUGUGCAGAGAAUUUGGGGCAACUCCAUCAGAACUGGUAAUCCCUCGAGUCGUUCGGCGAUCACAAAGGGUGAGAGCUCAUCGAACUUAAAGGCGAGUUAUCGACUGGAGAACUGGCCUGUGUAUUCUUUCCCCGAGUCAAAGAUGAUGAAUCUGAAUCACACUGGCGGGCUUGUUGUUCCCGUCAACAAGACACUAAACGCGGUACCCAAUCAGGUCAACGCUACAUGGUCUGUGGAGCCAGGCUUGAAGAAUGAUUUCAGUGUCGUCGAUGCUGCCGUUAGUCUGACUUCCUUCACGCUGAUCCUUAACCUGCGAUUUGGUGAACGCCGUGUAGCCAUCCGAUAA
This is a messenger RNA of Macroventuria anomochaeta, 1263 nucleotides long. Its product is annotated as alpha/beta-hydrolase. The transcript is spliced from 7 exons. Lineage: Eukaryota; Fungi; Ascomycota; Dothideomycetes; Pleosporales; Didymellaceae. The record is from RefSeq and is a predicted model, not a curated record. The coding region runs from base 1 to 1263 and encodes 420 amino acids.